AUGGUGAGUAAAGACCCUAGCAAAUGCUUGCUUACAACCUCUGAAAGCGAAGUUGAUCCAGCAACAUCACUUGCCUUAGAGAUGAAAUAUGCAUUGGAUCCCAAUCGGCAAAUCAAGAAAAGGAACAAAGCCCUACAGGUGAGAUUCAAAGACAUCUGUGAGGCCCAGAAUGAGCAGAGGGACAAACAGCUUUCUACAUUACAGCAGACGGAUAAAAAGGAGGCAAAGCCCAUCACUUACAGAGCAGCUUACCGGAAAUAUAUGACAGUGCCUGCCAGGAGAUCAAUCCCUAAUGUUACUAAGAGUACAGGAGUUCAGACUUCUCCUGAACUUAAAAAGUGUUACCAGACAUUCCCUUUGGACCGGAAAAAGGGGAAUAUCAUCAAAAGCAUAGCUUCUGUCGACACUUUUCCCAGUCAAAACAAUGGAUUCCUAAUAGAUGUUAAAGAUAAAGAGGGCAGAAUCUCAGGGGAGGCUGCUCAGUGUAGCAAGAAAGUCACUGGAUUUGUGACAGCAGAGUUUAUUUCACAUACUAAUGAACGGAUGAAUGCAAUAGAGCAGCCUUCUAGUGACAACUGUUCAGAGACAUGCCGAAGCACUGAUUUGCACAGCUGUACUAAAGAACCUCCUUCUCUUCAAAACUCAGCAGCUUCUGUUUCACAAGAGCCUGAUUACCAGCUGCAUGACAAAGCAAAACACCACGCAGGGCCACUGGGGAAUGAGGAGGCUAAUCCAUCCACCCAUGGAAAAGUGUUCAAGACUGAAGUAGCUUCUGUCUACUUGCCUGCGUCUAGUUCCCACGUCUCACAGACUGACCUGCAAAAUUCUGCAGCAGGGAAUGAAUGGUCUCUGUGCCCAGCUGAGGAGGACAAAAAAAGAACAGUGCAUCUUAAUGGCCUGCAAUCACAAGCCGUAAGUGCAGCUCAGGCCUGUUCGACACAGGCACAGUGCCAAUCGACCGAAUGUAAUGAACAGACCCUUCAGAUACAUGUUUCACCUAUGGAAGGAAAUCAGCCUUGUCAGACAGCAGUCGCUGUGAGUGAAGGAUGUCAACAAAUCGUGCCUCGCACAGAAGUGGUAGAUUUGAAAGCACAGCUACAGAUGAUGGAGAACUUGAUCAGCUCAAGUCAGGAAACCAUAAAGGUUUUGUUGGGUGUUAUUCAGGAGCUGGAAAAGGGAGAAGCUCACAGAGAAGGGCUUUCAUAUCGGACUGGUCAAGACACAUCUAACUGUGACACAUGCAGGAACAGUGCAUGUAUAAUCUAUAGUGUGGAAUUAGAUUUUAAACAACAAGAAGACAAACUACAGCCAGUUCUGAGAAAACUUCAUCCUAUUGAGGAAACUCAGGUUGCACCUUUGCCUUAUUCCCAGGAGAGUUACUCCUCAACUCCUAAGCAAAAAUCCAAAACUGAAUCAAAAAAGCAUGGAAGAUGGAAACUCUGGUUUCUUUAA
Eublepharis macularius is the source of this 1452-nucleotide messenger RNA. RefSeq names its product inhibitory synaptic factor 2A (gene INSYN2A). Gene Ontology annotation, cellular component: postsynaptic density. Gene Ontology annotation, biological process: inhibitory postsynaptic potential. The coding region runs from base 1 to 1452 and encodes 483 amino acids. The record is from RefSeq and is a predicted model, not a curated record. NCBI's taxonomy places the organism in Eukaryota, Metazoa, Chordata, Lepidosauria, Squamata, Eublepharidae. The transcript has 3 exons.